Molecule: messenger RNA, 2757 nt
Organism: Chrysemys picta bellii (western painted turtle)
Lineage: Eukaryota; Metazoa; Chordata; Testudines; Emydidae
Source: RefSeq, a predicted model, not a curated record
UACCUUUACGCGUAUUUACUUUGGGCCGUUUUUCUCCCGGGACGCUUUCUGGUCACGCUCUCGCAGACGGGUGCUGACAGCUGGCGCCAGUGGGCCGGAUUUAAAUGUCAGUCCUCGCUUCUCGUGGCCUUGAACUAACAUAAACAAGGACAUGGUGUUUGUUCAGUCCAACCUGCCCCUAGUCCCGGAUCUCAGCUGUUAAAACAGGGCGCUGGAGCCUAGCGAAGAGAACAAAAAUCCCCAGGCCUCCUAGAACAACCUUGUCAUGCUCCCCGCCUCAGAGUCGCGUGUGGCCAAAGGGAAGGGCGCCCCAAAUCGAUUCAUGGAGGAAACUUAAAAAAAGCUGCAGGAUUCGUAGACGGGCCGGCUACCACCCUCUCCUCGGCUUCCUUAGGCCCUAGCUAGCGGGGAAAGGGGCAGCCGUGUCGUUAAUAUCCAUUGGAUUACGCCCAUGGCGUGUGCAUGCAGCCGUUUUAGAUUUACUAAACUUAUAAACUCAGGGACAGGGACGGUCUUUGUUCUGCGCUUGUGCAGCACCUGGCGCCUGUGGGGCCGGCCCACGACUGGGGCUCUCCGGUGCUGCUGCAAUACAAAGAAUAAAUCAAUCGUUUAAGAAGCCCUGAGCGCACCCAGCCCAGCGACACGUCCCUACACGCGCAGGGCCCGCUGGCUAGGUGUCACUCCCGUGGUGCUGCGUGGACACGUGGGGGAGACAUGUCUGAGGGCGAUGCUCUCCUGCCUCACCUGUGUCCUGUCCCCCAGCGCGUACUCCGGCAGCAGCAGUUCACCUCCCUGGAGGAGAAGCCGCAGUUUCCCGGCGCCUCAGCCGACUUUGUGGACAAGCUGGAUUUUAUCCAGCCCAACGUGAUCUCGGGGAUCCCCAUCUACCGGGUCAUGGACCGGCAGGGGCAGAUCAUCAACCCGGAUGAAGAUCCCCAGCUCUCGCAGGAGCAGGUGCUGAAGUUCUACAAGACCAUGACGCUGCUCAACACGAUGGACCGGAUCCUGUACGAGUCGCAGAGGCAGGGCAGGAUCUCCUUCUACAUGACGAACUACGGGGAGGAGGGCACGCACGUGGGCAGCGCCGCGGCGCUGGAUGACACAGACCUGGUGUUCGGGCAGUACCGGGAAGCAGGCGUGCUGAUGUACCGGGGUUACCCCCUGGACCUCUUCAUGGCCCAGUGUUACGGCAACACCAGCGACACCGGCAAAGGGCGCCAGAUGCCGGUGCACUACGGCUGCAGAGACCGGCACUUUGUCACCAUCUCGUCCCCGCUGGCCACGCAGAUCCCCCAAGCCGUGGGGGCUGCCUACGCCUUCAAGCGGGACAACGCCAGCCGGGCCGUGAUCUGCUACUUCGGGGAGGGCGCGGCCAGCGAGGGCGACGCCCACGCCGGCUUCAACUUCGCCGCCACCCUGGAGUGCCCCAUCCUCUUCUUCUGCCGCAACAACGGCUACGCCAUCUCCACGCCCACCUCGGAGCAGUACCGGGGCGACGGCAUCGCGGCCCGCGGCCCCGGCUACGGGAUCAUGUCCAUCCGCGUGGACGGGAAUGACGUCUUCGCCGUGUACAACGCCACGCGGGAGGCCCGGCGCCGGGCCAUCGCCGAGAACCAGCCCUUCCUCAUCGAGGCCAUGACCUACAGGAUUGGGCACCACAGCACGAGUGACGACAGCUCGGCCUAUCGCUCGGUGGACGAGGUGAACUACUGGGACAAGCAGGACCACCCCAUCUCCCGCCUGCGCCACCACAUGUUGGGCCGGGGCUGGUGGGACGAGGAGCAGGAGAAGAGCUGGAGGAAGAAAUCCCGCAAGAGGGUGAUGGAGGCCUUCGAGCAGGCGGAGCGGAAGCUGAAGCCCAGCCCGCAGCACCUGUUCUCGGACGUGUACUGCGAGAUGCCCCCGCAGCUGCAGAAGCAGCAGGAGGCGCUGGCACGGCACCUCCGGCUCUACGGGGAGCAUUACCCCCUGGAGCACUUCGAGAAGUGAGGUCCCCGCGGGGGGGGCAGCCCGCUUGCCCCCCCCACUGCCCGGGGCCUGCCUCGGUUUCCCUUGGCCGCGCCGGGCCAGGGGCGGGAUCCCUGGGUGUGAGCAAGUCCAGUGGGGGGCCACGGUCACUGGGGCAGCGAGCCUGGCCCCCGGGGGAAUUCCUAGCUCAGACAGAGCCCCCCCCCAGGCGUAGAUGUGCCUGGGCUCGCGGCUACCCCAUCUCCGGGCUCUCCUGGCCUCCCGCAGGCCGGCAGGUCCCCUCGCUGCCCUGCCUGUGGGCUCCCCAGCCCAGAGUCGGGGCGCCCGGGUCAGGGAGGGCAGGCUUGGGGGUAGGGAGUGGACGGGUGCGUGGGCUGCUUGUCCCUGUAGCCAGGGGAGCUGCCCCCAGGCAGGGGCAGGAGCCGCUUCGCUGCAGGGGGUGGGCACCAGGUUGGCUGCGGGGGGGGCAGGAUAUUUUACUGCAAUCUCCUAACUCAGCCUAUAGGUCGGCUUUCUAGGCUCCGGUGAGUGGUAGUGGUGGUGGGGGGUGUUGAACCACGGCACGGUUCCCGGGGAGUCAGCCGGGCAGAGCCGCUCCCUGGGCGGGCGGCCCCCGGGCGCUGUUACACGUAGGAUAGUCGGGGGCUGCUCUGGGGGGGGGGAGCAGCGCCCGUCAUGCUGUUACACAGGGGGGGGGACUGGGAAAUCCGGCUCGGCCUUGGCACCAAGGGUCCCUGGGGCCUGGCUGUACCGGGUGGCGGGUGUCAAUAAACUUUCUAUGUGCUAACA